Messenger RNA from Pleurotus ostreatus (oyster mushroom), 1695 nucleotides. RefSeq lists its product as uncharacterized. The transcript is spliced from 9 exons. The record is from RefSeq and is a predicted model, not a curated record. Gene Ontology annotation, biological process: peptidyl-arginine methylation. The coding region runs from base 1 to 1695 and encodes 564 amino acids. Gene Ontology annotation, cellular component: nucleus. Gene Ontology annotation, molecular function: protein-arginine N-methyltransferase activity. NCBI's taxonomy places the organism in Eukaryota, Fungi, Basidiomycota, Agaricomycetes, Agaricales, Pleurotaceae.
AUGAGCAUAAGACUUCCACCGGUCCACAAUUCGGCUGCAGAAGAUGAUGGGCUGUCUGAAUCAAGCUCAAGCGACCAAGACGAAACAUGGGACGACUGGGUGGACGACUCGCCCCCGAAGCCAUGUCGCUCGCUGUUCGACGAUAGUGUAUUCCCCUCCGUAGAUCAGACCAUCGCAUACGACAAAACAACACAUGGCUUUGAUCUCGGUGGUGCCUUCACCAAAAUGGUUCUUGACAUCCACGGUCGAAUCAGAUUGAUCAAUUUCAUCAGAAAGCAUAAAGUCUCACCGAAAGAAGUUUUCACCUUGACUGGCAAAGAAUCUUUUUUCUCGUCAGACGAUUAUCUCAUCCCUGUGCUCGAGGACGAUCCUUUGCUUCAAUGGCAACCAGACGACUGGUCAGAUUCUGAGGGCGAAGAUGAGAUUGGAUCCGAUCCGAUCCAAGUUCUCGAGAAGAAACUUGCAGCAACGCAAAAACAAUUGGAGCACUAUCGCAUAUUUGCUGGCUCCGUUCUUGCGGGAUCUCCAGAAGCCAGUUCGAGUGGCAGCAAACCUGCUCAGCGCGAUGAUGACACGCACUACUUUGACAGCUAUGCAGAGAACGAUAUCCACGCUGUGAUGAUUCAGGACCAAGUCCGUACCUCAACCUACGCGUCUUUCAUUCUCGGACACCCAGCCUUGUUCAAAGACGCGAUCGUCCUUGACGUAGGCUGCGGUACCGGAAUUCUCUCGCUUUUCGCCGCCAGAGCUGGCGCCAAGAAAGUUAUAGCCGUGGACGCGAGUGAUAUCGCAAAAAAAGCAGAGAAGAUCAUCAAAGCCAACGGAUACAGUGAUGUCAUCCAGGUGAUACAGGGGAAAGUCGAAGACAUCACAUUGCCCGACGGGAUCACCCAUGUGGACAUCAUCGUGUCUGAAUGGAUGGGAUACGCUCUUCUAUAUGAGUCGAUGCUGGAUUCUGUACUUGUGGCCCGAGAUAGGUUCCUCAAGUCAGGUGAAGAAACUGGGAUCAUGGCACCAAGCCAAUGUCAAAUGAUGCUAGCGCUAUGUGAUGCCUCCGAGGUGCGCAAAGACAGAGUCGACUUUUGGGGCGACAUCUACGGCUUUGACCUAUCGACGAUGGCGGAGGAAGUCUUCGAUAACGCUAUCAUUGAUGUCGUGGGUCCAGAAAGUCUACUAAGUGAACCAUACAUUGUUAAGGAUCUGUCGCUCAGUUCAAUAAGCGCACGCCAACUCUCAUUCGCCUCUUCUUUCACUCUUACAUCAACCGCCGAGAAACGUACCAAGCUAAAUUCAUUCGUCCUCUAUUUCGACACAUUCUUCAAUGCGUCGGGUGCCCCCAUCUCACCUUCUACUAAAGUCAAGGUCACCAAGGAGCAAGACCCAGUCGUUGCCGAAGUCUGGCCAGUUGGUGGCAAACCCGCCCCUAAGAGAAGACAAAGUCUGGGAAAAGACAAGGAGAACGUAGUCAGCUUCAGCACUGGCCCGCAGAGUAUCCCUACGCACUGGAAGCAGACGAUAUUCUUGUUAAGGGAGCCUGUGAGGAUCGAAGAAGGCUCCGUUGUUUCAGGAACGUUCUACUGCAAGAAGAGCGAGAACAAUUCGCGCAGUUUAGACGUAGAAAUCCACUACUGCGUUCAGCGGGACGCCGAGUCGCCCAUCGGCGAGACAGUAGUUGCGAUGUACAAAGUCGAAUAA